This is a messenger RNA of Paramecium sonneborni, 3005 nucleotides long. NCBI's taxonomy places the organism in Eukaryota, Ciliophora, Oligohymenophorea, Peniculida, Parameciidae. The record is from the annotation of a GenBank genome assembly.
AUGAAUAUUUACCAAGAUGAAUAUCAAUCAUCAUUAAAAAGAGUGUGUUUAGAUGUUUUGGUUUGUAGUGAAAAAAACUAAUAAUAUGAGGGUUUUCAACAAAAUUGUAAAAGGCAAGUGAUUGAGCAAAUUAAUUUCAAAAUCAAAUUUACUAGAGAUAAUGAAAUUUAAUACAUUAAAGAUGAUGGGUAAAUAAUAAAAACGUAAUUAUUUUUUGAUAUAUCUCUUUGUAGAAAUAAAUAUAUUGAGAUUCUAAGUAUUCCAGAGAUAAUGACUAAUUUGGAAUAAAUCAAUCAUCUAUAAUGGUUAGGGGUCUACAGUAAUGAUUUUAAGAAGGUUGGAAGAUGGAGUCCAAUUUGGAAAGGUUCAGCAUUAAGCGAUUUUGGUGGAUGGUACACACAGGAUGGUAAAAAGUUCGGGAAAUGGAAAGAAUUAUUCAAAACUUUUUCAGAGUAAUUUAGGGUUUUAGUGUAGUAAUGCUUAAGUAUAUGAAGUUGGAGAUUACUAUGAUGAUAUAAAAACAGGAGAUUGGAAAUUUUUCUAUGAAGAAAAAUAAAUGUAAUUAGGAUUUAUAAUUUUAGCGGAGGUGGCUAAUAUGAUGAUUAAGGAUUAAAAUAUGGGCUUUGGGUAGAUUUAAGCGAUUAUUUUUGGAAGUAUUUUAAUAAUAUAAAAACUAAUAGUUAAAAUUAAAUCCUUUAUAAAGGGUAUUAUAGAAAAGGUUAAAAAAUUGGUCUAUGGUAAAUUAUUAAGAAUGGAAAUAAUGAAGAAUUUGAAUUAAUGUAUGAAUAAGUCGAUAUUAUCCUUUAUAGUGGUGGGGGGUUGUAUAAUGAAUAAGGUUAGAAAAAUGGAAAAUGGGAAGAUUUGGGUUAAGAUUUUAAUUAGUUAUUUAAAUAAAUUUAUAUUAAUUAUAGAUGUGAUAAGGUGUUUUACGAAGGUGAAUAUCUAAACGGUAUAAAAAUUGGAAGAUGGAAUAUCAAAUAUAGAGAGAUAAAAGGUGAUGAAUAGAUGUAUAUAAAUUGAAAUUCAAAUGGUAGUGCUGGUGGAUAUUAUAAUGAUAAAGGUCAGAAGGAAGGUUAAUGGUAGGAUUUAUUCACUAACUUCCAAAAGUAAUAAUAAUAAUUUUAAUUCAAUAAUAAGGGAUAGUAAAGUUUUCUUUAAAGGUGGAUAUAAUUAGAAUGGUGAGAGAGUUGGUAGAUGGGAGAUUAUUUUUAAGGAUUAAAAGAUGUAUUUCAUUAUUUACAUAAUAAUCAAAGUGGUGGAGGAAUAUUUGAUAGAUAAGGUUUCAAAGUUGGACAUUGGGUUGAAUUGAGUGAUAGAUUUUAAGAGUAUUUAUCCAUAUUAUUUUUAACAUAGUAAGAGUUAAAUCAUUUAUCAUGGAGAAUAUAUAUAAGGCAAAAGGUUUGGUAGAUGGGAUAUUAGUUUUAAAAAGGAAUGGCAGGAAAAGCCUGAAUGGAUGUUUGAAAUAAUUAUAAUUAUCAUUUUAGUGGUGGAGGAAUAUUCACUGAAUAAGGUCAAAAAGAUGGAAGAUGGACUGAGAUUUGUGAUUAAUUUGAUAAGUAUUUUACAUUUUUAGGCUUCUUAGUGAAAAUUAAUUCAUUUUUGAAGGUUACUAUAAAAAUGGAAAGAAACAAGGUUUAUGGGAUCUUUAUGACAAUAAUGAAUGGAUGUAAAAUAUAUAGUUUAUAAAUUAGCUAUAUUGGAGGAGGAGUUUAUGAUAAUGAAAAUUUAAAAAAUGGAAAAUGGAUAGAUUAUAAUUUUAAUUUUGGAUAGUAAUCAUCUUUAAAUAAUAAAGUCUUAGUAAUUAAGCUAGUUUUGAAGGUGUUUAUUAAAAUGGCAAAAAAAUUGAUAGAUGGGAUAUUAAAUAUAAAGAGAUGUGGAGUGAUACUAAUCAAAAAAUGUUUAUAAUUUAAAUUAUUAAUAAAUAGUGGUGGAGGAUUAUAUAAUAAGGAUUCUUAAAAAUGUGGAUUAUGGAUAGAUUUGAUUGAUAACUUCAAGGAGUAUUUUAUUUAUGAAAUAUUUAGUGAUAAUUAGAUUAUUUAAUAAGGUGAAUAUCUUAAUGGUAUAAAAAUUGGUAAAUGGGACAUCAAUUAAAUAAUUGAUUAUAUAGGGAAUACAUUUAAUAGAAUGUAUAAAAUUAUGGUGAUUAGUAAAAUUUUAGAGGAGGAGGAUAAUAUGAUCAAUAUGGGCAUAAAUAAGGAUAAUGGGUCUAACUUUGGAGAAAAUUCUCUCGGUAUUUUUAAUAAUAAUUAAUAAUAAGAAAUUGCCCGGUCAUUUUUUCAGGCUAAUUUACAUAAAACAAAAAAAUUGGUAAUUGGUUAAUUAAUUAUAGAAAUGAAUAAAUGUAAAAUAUCAAAUUAAUAAAAGCGGAGGAGGAUUUUAUGAUGAAUUUAGCUAAAAAAAUGGUCACUGGAUAGAAUUGAGCGAUUUUUUCAAAAAGUAUUUCUUCGAAUUACCAAGCAGAGAUUGUAAAAUUUUAAGUUCUGGAAAUUAUUAAUAUGGCCAAAAAGUUGGAAAAUGGAAUUUCAAUUAUAAAGGUUGGGGAAAAAACAAAUAUAAAAAGAUGUAAAAUACUUAAUAUUCAUUAUUUUAAUUAUAGAGGUGGUGGUUUAUUUUCAUAAUUAGGAUUAAAAGAAGGCAAAUGGAAAGUUGUGAGUGAGAAUUUUCGAGAGUAAAAUAUUUACUAUUUUAAUCCAGGGAUAGUAAAGUUAUCUAUAAAGGAGAAUAUAAAAACGGUAGAAAAUAUGGGAGAUGGGAAAUUAAAUAUAGAGGAAGAUAAGACAAAUAUUAUUAAGAAAUGUAUGAGAAAUAUACAUAUAUUUUUAUUAGUGGUAACGGAUUAUUUAAUGAAGAAGGUUAGAAGAAUGGUUUAUGGGUUGUUUUGAGUGAUAGUUUUUGUGAGUAAGAUAUUAUAUAAAUUAAGUUUAAAUUAAAUCUUAUAUUCAGGAGAAUAUGAUAAUGGCAGGAAAGUAGGAAAAUGGAUUGAAGAUCAAGCGUAGAAAUCAUGA